ACUCAUGAAUUUCGUAAACAGCAUUGUCUUGUGAGCCGUUAACUAUAAUUUUAAUGUUGUCUUCAUUUCUUUGCUUGGCUUCAUGAUUUUUUAUGAGCUUAUGAAAAUUCAGAUGUGCAAGCCUACUGAAGUUGAUUAUUUUCGCUAUGCAAAACUCAGGAAAAAUUAAAAUAGCUGACUUGAACAAACUUUUGACCUGCAAGCUGUGCAAAGGAUAUUAUAUUGAUGCAACAACAAUUGUAGAGUGCCUGCACUCCUUUUGCAGGACAUGCAUUUUGAGGUAUUUACAAAUUUGUGAAUGUUGUCCAACCUGCCAUGAAGAGAUUACAAGGCCAUCAGCAUUUAUUAGACCUGAUCCUACCCUGCAAGACAUAGUGUACAAGUUAGUUCCUGGUUUGUUUAAAGAUGAAAUGAAGAGACGUAGAGAUUUUUAUUCACAGCAAAAUCCUCAAGGUAAGUCAAUUCAAAGUUCCAUUCCUUCUUCCAGUGAAAAACGUGGUGAUGUAUGGGGUUGCGAUCGACUUAUUUUUACUCCAGAAGAUAUCAUUAGUGUAUCUAUAGAGUAUUAUAAUGCAAAUCCAUCUCUUCCUUUAAGUUUACCACGAAGUAUCCAAAAAUUCGAGGUAUGUUCUUUGUUUUUUUUAUAUUUUUUGUGGAUAUUUAUGCUGUUAGAUAGCUUAGAUUCAAGUAAUGAAAGCAAAAAUCAAACACAUCGUCGUUAUCUUCGUUGUCCUGGUGCUGUAACUGUAUGUCAUUUGAAAAAGUUUUUAAGGUCAAAAUAUGGACUGAAUCCUGGUGAAAAAUGCUCCUGGAAUUCAAAGGAAAAAGGUGGUAGCCAGUAG
This is a messenger RNA of Uloborus diversus, 842 nucleotides long. RefSeq names its product polycomb complex protein BMI-1-like. Gene Ontology annotation, cellular component: PRC1 complex. The transcript is spliced from 10 exons. The record is from RefSeq and is a predicted model, not a curated record. Gene Ontology annotation, molecular function: promoter-specific chromatin binding. The coding region runs from base 147 to 842 and encodes 231 amino acids. Gene Ontology annotation, biological process: negative regulation of transcription by RNA polymerase II. Lineage: Eukaryota; Metazoa; Arthropoda; Arachnida; Araneae; Uloboridae.